AUGAACGCUAAAGAGCUCGCGCAGUACCUGGCUGAUGCCCCGCCAUCCGUCGUCAGGCUUGAGAUUGGGAAGCACUUUGACGCCUUGACGGAUAAGCAGAAGCGUUACGCCCACUUCAUCAGCAAGGCCUCCUUUGCCGGAAACCGCAUCGUGCUGCGUCAAGUCUCGCCCGAGUCCGAGCACAUCUAUGAUUUGAUUCUCGCCCUUCACAAAGCUUCCAACGGAGACUGGAAGGCCCUUGCCGCAAAGGCUGGCGUCGAUGAGCAGGACCUCACGGCGUUCCUCGAGUAUGCCGCCCAGUUCCUCGGCAACAGCGGCAACUACAAGAGCUUCGGUGACUCCAAGUUCAUCCCCCGGACCAACGAGGCCGUCUUUUCCGCGCUCGCGUCGACAUCCCCCGACGCCGAGAAGCACUACAAGGCCACCAAUGGCGCCAUUUUCUCGUCCGAUAAGCAGGGGCUCUUGCACCUGGGCUUCACUGACGAGGGCCACCUGACGACGUACUACCCAGACUCCCCCAGCAUCACCAAAGACGAGGUUGCGGCGGUCUCCAAAUGGAUGGAGGAGAAGAAGCUUCUCCCGGAGAACACUCGGCUGCGCAAGACCGAAGAUGGCGUGUUCGAGCUGCUGAUCGCGUCGGCCACGACCAGCGUGCCCAGCAAUGGCGGAGACAUCGGGAAGGACACCACCUUUACGAUUGGGGAGGGACUCUUGGAGGGCAAGACGGUCAAGCUGGUGUAUGGCGACUACGCCAAGGAGAUGGGGGACAUUGCCAAGUACAUCCGGCAGGCGGCUGAGAAUGCCGACAACGAGACCCAGAAGAAGAUGCAUCUGGCGUACGGCGACUCUUUCUACGACGGCUCUCUUCUCUCGUUCAAGGAGAGCCAGAGGCAAUGGAUCCGUGAUCAAGGCCCAAUGGUUGAGGCUAACAUUGGUUUCAUCGAGACGUACCGGGAUCCUGCUGGUGUCCGUGGAGAGUGGGAAGGUUUUGCGGCAGUCGAGAGAACUCGUGCAUUCGGCGAGUUGGUGCGGUCUGCGCCUGAGUUGAUCCCGCUCUUGCCUUGGGACAAGGAGUUUGAGAAGGACAAGUUCCUCUCGCCUGACUUCACCUCGCUGGAAGUUUUGUCCUUUGCCGGUUCUGGCAUUCCUGCGGGUAUCAACAUUCCCAAUUACGAUGAUAUCAGGCAGUCGGAGGGUUUCAAAAACGUUAGCCUGGGCAACGUCUUGAGCGCAAAAGCCCCGAAUGAGAAGGUACCAUUCAUCUCGGAGCAGGACUUGGAGCUGUGGCACAAGUACCGCGACCAGGCCUUUGAGGUUCAAGUUGGGCUCCACGAGCUUACGGGCCACGGCUGCGGGAAACUUCUCCAAGAGACUUCCCCAGGUGUCUACAACUUUGAUGUCAAGAACCCCCCGAUCAGCCCCCUGACUGGGAAGCCGGUUACUACCUGGUACAAGCCUGGCCAGACCUGGGGCUCCGUUUUCGGGGGUGUUGCCGGCGCAUAUGAGGAAUGCCGAGCCGAACUGGUGGCCAUGCAUCUGAGCUGCGAGUUCAAGGCCCUCAAGAUUUUCGGCUUUGGCGACGGAACGGUUGAUAUCGAUGGGGAGGCCGGCGACGUUCUCUACAUCGCGUAUCUCCAAAUGGCCAGGGCGGGCUUGACGUCUGUUGAAUUCUGGGAUCCGAGGAGCCAGAAGUGGGGCCAGCCUCAUUGCCAGGCUCGUUUCGCCAUCCUGAAGUCCUUCCUCGAAGCCGGCGACGAUUUCUGCAGGUUGGAGUACAGGAACAACGACCUCUCGAAUCUCAUCAUUCGCCUUGAUCGUUCCAAGAUUCUGACCAGCGGCCGAAAGGCGGUUGCGGACUUCCUCCAGAAGAUCCACAUUUACAAGGCCACCGCGGACGUCGAGGCCGGCACCAAGUUCUUUGGCGAAAUGUCGGGUGUCGGGCUGGAGUACUGGGGCACCAAGAUCCGGGACGUGGUACUCAAGAACAAGCAACCGCGCAAGGUGUUUGUGCAGGCCAAUACGUUCCUGGAUGAGGCCACGGGCCAAGUCACGCUCAAGCAGUACGAGCCCAGCCUGGAGGGGAUCAUCCAGAGCUGGGCCGAGCGGGAUGUGUGA
Molecule: messenger RNA, 2115 nt
Organism: Dichotomopilus funicola
Lineage: Eukaryota; Fungi; Ascomycota; Sordariomycetes; Sordariales; Chaetomiaceae
Product: peptidase family M49-domain-containing protein
Exons: 11
Coding region: 1-2115 (704 amino acids)
Biological process (GO): proteolysis
Cellular component (GO): cytoplasm
Molecular function (GO): dipeptidyl-peptidase activity; metalloexopeptidase activity
Source: RefSeq, a predicted model, not a curated record